This is a messenger RNA of Vespa crabro (European hornet), 1021 nucleotides long. It is a transcript of the gene Cbp20, whose product is annotated as nuclear cap-binding protein subunit 2. Gene Ontology annotation, biological process: mRNA cis splicing, via spliceosome. Gene Ontology annotation, cellular component: nuclear cap binding complex. The transcript has 3 exons. Gene Ontology annotation, molecular function: RNA cap binding. The record is from RefSeq and is a predicted model, not a curated record. Bases 166 to 678 code for a protein of 170 amino acids. Lineage: Eukaryota; Metazoa; Arthropoda; Insecta; Hymenoptera; Vespidae.
UCUUUUAUAUUGGUAUCAAUUGUCGUAGAUUUUCAUUUUGUAAUUCUGAAAGGUGGUAUCACUAAUUUGACACUUCUAAUUUGACGCUUCUGCGUUCUCUGAAGAGAUUGUUGAAUAUUUUGUGAAUGUGUUUCAAAAAUUUACUGCAAUAAUAUACUGAACUUUAUGGUAAAUAUAAUGGCUGUAGUGAAAUUAAAUGCAUCUACUUCACCUUCCAUUGAAUUAAGUUCGUACAGAGAUCAACAUUUUAAGGGAUCUAGAGCAGAGCAAGAUAGACUUCUUAGAAAUUCUUCUACUUUAUAUGUUGGUAACCUCUCUUUUUAUACUACAGAAGAACAAAUAUAUGAAUUGUUUUCCAAAUGUGGAGAUAUCAGACGUAUUAUUAUGGGAUUAGAUAAAUAUAAAAAAACUCCAUGUGGUUUUUGUUUCGUCGAAUAUUAUCAAAGAUCAGACGCAGAAAAUUGUAUGCGAUAUAUUAAUGGUACACGACUUGACGAUAGAAUUAUUCGAACAGACUGGGAUGCUGGAUUUAUAGAAGGUAGACAAUAUGGACGUGGAAAGACAGGAGGACAAGUAAGAGACGAGUAUAGAUCUGAUUUUGAUACCGGAAGAGGAGGUUAUGGUAAGAUAAUUCAACAAAAAGUAACACCUCUCUCGGAUGGUAAUUUUGGACGGUGAAAUAAAAAUAGUCAGCAUUAUUCUAAGCUGUAUUUAUCUUUGUUCAUGAUCAAAUCCAAAAUACAUAUAAAAUAUAUUUAUAAAGAUUUAUCUUUAUAAUUGGUUACUUUUUUUUUUUUUAUUGAUUACUUCUCUUUUAUAUUAUUUCAAUAGAUAUAUAUAUAAUUUUUAGUAAAAGGAGGAGAAACAAACAUGGUAACAUUGAUGAGACAUUUGCAGCCAACAAUAUAAUAUAAUAUGAACAAAGAUAUUAUAUUAAAUUACUAUUUAUAUAUGAAAGCAUAAAAUUUGUAAAAAAAGAAAGUGAAAAAAUGACGAUGAAUAAAGUAUCUUAUCAUUAUAA